Molecule: messenger RNA, 824 nt
Organism: Phoenix dactylifera (date palm)
Lineage: Eukaryota; Viridiplantae; Streptophyta; Magnoliopsida; Arecales; Arecaceae
Gene: HYH
Product: HY5-homolog
Biological process (GO): positive regulation of transcription by RNA polymerase II; response to red light; response to far red light
Cellular component (GO): nucleus
Molecular function (GO): DNA-binding transcription factor activity, RNA polymerase II-specific
Source: RefSeq, a predicted model, not a curated record
CGUGCCCAAAGAAACCGCAAUGGAGAGCGCCACGUUUCUCCCCUCCCCUCCAUUCCCUUCACCAAACCCUAACCCUAACUCUCUCCCCUUCUCACCCCCUCGCCUUCGCCCUCCAUCCCUCGAUCGCGGCCCGCGAUGUCUCUCCCCGACGCCGCCACCACCGCCGCUUCCCAGAGGAAUCCCCAACCGCCCUCGCCGGAGGACAAGCCAGAGGAGAGCGACGACGACUUGUUCACGGUGCCCGACGUGGAGUCGGGCCCGAGCAGCUCGGGAGCAACGGCGGCGGCGGCGGAGAUCCUGCAGAGCACCAGCAGCGGCGGCGGCGGGUCUGGGCCCUCCAAGAGCCGCCGGGGCCGGAAUCCAGCGGACCGGGAGUACCGAAGGCUGAAGAGGUUGCUUAGGAACAGGGUUUCUGCUCAGCAAGCUAGAGAAAGAAAGAAGGUUUAUGUGAAUGACCUAGAAUCCAGAGCCAAAGAGUUGCACGACAAAAAUUUGAAGUUAGAAGAAAAAAUUUCAACUUUGAUCAACGAGAACACUAUGCUUAGGAAGGUUCUUAUGAACACCAGGCCUAAAGUUGAUGAAGGUAUUGAGCCACAAAAUGAUGUGCCAGGCAACAGUUAGCAAUUAGGAUAUCCAAGUUACUGUUUCACGAAUUAUUGUAAGAGAAGAAGUGAAUAUAUCAAAACUAUACAUUGGGAGUUUGUCAUAUCUUGAUGUGGAACUAGACUUGUUUGCUAUGUUUAUGAUUACUUAACCAUGUCUUCCUUGACAUUGUUCCGCUUUUUCCAAUUUGUCAGAGUUCUUUGUAAACUCUGUUUGCUUAC